Messenger RNA from Solea senegalensis (Senegalese sole), 2359 nucleotides. Its product is annotated as ephrin A4. Gene Ontology annotation, molecular function: ephrin receptor binding. Gene Ontology annotation, biological process: axon guidance; ephrin receptor signaling pathway. The record is from RefSeq and is a predicted model, not a curated record. Gene Ontology annotation, cellular component: plasma membrane. NCBI's taxonomy places the organism in Eukaryota, Metazoa, Chordata, Actinopteri, Pleuronectiformes, Soleidae. The coding region runs from base 407 to 1024 and encodes 205 amino acids. The transcript is spliced from 5 exons.
CAGCCGGCACUUUGAUUUGACGCUGACUGUGGUCCGCGCGCAGUGGUGACCUUUAAACCUUCAGGUGUGGAGUGUAACAGCAGCGCCAUGCAGCGCGUGGACACAGUCUCGGGGAGUCUUGCGUGUGGAGCUGCACACCUCCACCUCUGCUGUCUGUGACGACUUUUUUUUCUUCUUCUUCUUCUUUAAAUCACUUAAAACAACUUGAACCACUUUUCUCCACGAUGCGAAGCUGCAGCAGCAGAUGACGUAGAAGUUUGAGGCGCUGGGAGAAGUUUGUGUUUCCUCUGAGUUCGUGUCUUACCUGGGACACGCGCGCACACACACCUCUCUCUCGCUCUCCUGUGGCCCCCGCCCCCCCCCUCCCCGGUACACUGCAGCCUCUGCGUGGCCCCCGGCGGCCAGGAUGGACUCCCUCCUCAUGUUGGCACCGGGAGCUCUUCCUUCAUGGAAAGCCGCGAUUCUGCUCAUCAACAUAAUCUCAGCCGCCGUGGCCAAGCGACACGCCGUGUUCUGGAAUUCCACAAACACGAGGUUGGCCUCGGGCGAUCUGUCCGUCCAGGUGAAUCUGAACGACUACCUGGACAUCUACUGUCCUCACUAUCCAAACAGAGAAACCCUGGGACCCGGGCAGCCGGAGACGCUCGCCCUCUACCUGGUGGGAGAGGCAACGUUCCAGGGCUGUGUGGAGACCAGGGGCGCCAUCAAGAGAUGGGAGUGUAACAGCCCCUACGCCCCAUUUGGACCAGUGCGCUUCUCUGAAAAGAUCCAAAGGUUCACACCCUUCUCGCUGGGGUUUGAGUUCCAACCCGGUCGUCACUACUACUACAGCUCUCUGCCCUCAGAUGAAGGCCCUCCUCUGCCAUGUAUGAAGCUGCGCGUCACCGUGUGCUGUGAGCCCACGUCAGAGGGUUCAAAACAAGUACAAGAUACUGCACCUGAUAGUGGAGCUGUCUCACUGAGGACUACUCCUCUGCUCCUGCUUCAGCUCCUCCUCAUCAGCCUUCUCCUGCUGACAGCCUGACGUCCUCAUUCGUCCUCAUUCGUCCUCAUCGGUGACUGCUCCCGUUCUCCGUAGGCGCUGAACUCAGUUGAUCAAGUACGCGAUGCAGUCUGCGCUCAGACGAUGCUACAUGACAAACACUACCGCGCCCGCUUUGCUUUUCGAGAAACGGGCUUCAUCUGAACGUUUGGCCAAAUAAACACACACUACUGCACUGAGUGGCUCAGGUCAGAGGUCAAUCAGUGAGCUGGUGACUUUAGUUUAGUUUUUUGGUUUUUUUUCUGCCAUGCUGUACACGAGCAGACACAAACUCAGACUCGCUCGUUUCCUAACUGCACGAUUCUGCGUUUUAGAAUAAUAAAUGUGUUCGUACUAAUUAGUUUCUUGAAAAAUGAGUAUUUUGGUAGGAAAUGGGGGAUUCUGGCAGAGUCAGGCAAGGCUGCUGCGCCCCCUGCUGGGAUUAAACUGGUUUAACUGGACUGGGCUGGACGUCCAACACACAAACUGGACACUAGAUAUUGUGGUGUUGUACGAUUUGAAAAAUGGGACCUUGCAUGGCAUGUUUUCGGCUCACUGGUCGGACGUCUUCUUCUCUGCCUGUGAAUAAACACGUGCACGUCGCUCUUGACUGAACACACUGACGAUCGCUGAGGUCUGUGUCUGGUGUGCAGAUAUGCUUUAUUUUGGUUGUUCAUUAUCAUUUUAACUGUGUAGCUAAUAUAUUCUGCACAAUGAGAUACAUGAACUGUAUAAUCCAGGGCUUUAGUGAGAACUGGUUUGAUAUUUAAGUGCGACGAUUUAAAAAAACAAAACAAAAAUGUGUGUUUACUUGUUUGUUUUCUGCCCAAUUGUAGUUCACCCAAGUUAAAGGAGCUGAUGGUGGAAUUAACUUCUUUUUUAUUUGUUUUUGCCAAACACAUUUUUAAUGAAAAUGUCAAAACAAAUCAAACCCCGAUCGGAGUUAAAUGUGUGUAUUUUUAUGAAAAUAAGUUUAUAUAUUUAUAAAGUUAUAUAGUUAAUGCCGAUAAUCGAGGGACUUGAGGUCAGAGGCUCUAUAGGUUAAUUGUAUAGUUUAUUCUUUUCUUUUUUUUAAACUACAUUGUUGGCACUUAAUGUUUUUUGUAUUUUUUGUUUUUUUAAAAUCAGUCAAUCAUGACGUCGUUUUUAGAUCAUUUUUUCCCAAACGGGUGAUUACAAACCAAUGUUUAGAAUAUGUAGAAUUUUACAACCAUUUACUGUGUGUGUGUGUGUGUGUGUGUUCCGCAUUCACAUUUUAGUGAAGAAUGUAGCUUCUUCUGUGAAGAGCCAUCUGCAAUCUGAGCCUCUUUUUCUUUUUUCUUUUUUUUUUUUACGUGG